Molecule: messenger RNA, 1120 nt
Organism: Bufo bufo (common toad)
Lineage: Eukaryota; Metazoa; Chordata; Amphibia; Anura; Bufonidae
Gene: C3H11orf65
Product: chromosome 3 C11orf65 homolog
Exons: 9
Coding region: 176-1099 (307 amino acids)
Source: RefSeq, a predicted model, not a curated record
AGGAAAGUUUAGAAUUGGAGGGUAGAAGUGCGGAGGAGCUGCGGUUCACGCACACGUGCUCUGACAUGAGGCACAGGCGUCCCCUGCAUCCUAAGCAUAUGAUCACUGGGUGUUGUAUAGGUCUCCAGCCGCCAUUGUACUGAUCAGGAUUGAAGAGUCCGGAGCCGUAGAAGUAAUGAUGGAAGACACGAGGGAUCCAGCGACAAGUGAUCCAGAUAUUUACGCCAUGGAAGAAGACAGAGCAGCACGCGUGAUCCAGAGGGCCUUCCGCAGACUUCUAGACGUAAAUGUUUUCAGCUAUUUUAAAAAUCUUCUCAGCUUUAAAGGCCAAGGGGAUCCAAAACUUUUGCUGAAGUGCAUUAAUCCCAGAGAGGCAGGACUUAUUGAUGCGGCCGCUGGAGUACACGUCAGGUUCAGACUAGGAGGGACAAAAUUUCCACCCAACAUAUAUUACAAGCUGUUUACUCACCGGCCGAUCGUGGAUAUGUGUGCCAACAGCCCCAAGGAUUACACCAAGCAGUCUGUGAAACAACCGCUGCCAAGACAAGUCCACAAUCAUGGGGUGUUCCCUGAAGAAGAACGCAGAGGCUGGUACACUAGAGUGGAGAACAAUGGCUGGAGGCUUCUGGCCGUCAGGCUCCCGGACGGUUUAGAUGAAGUGACUGCGGCGGAUAAGAAGAAGAGGUCACCCUUCAGCCACAGCAAACUGCAGAGGAAGCAGGAGGUUUCACAGAAGCAGAAGCAAAGGAAAAUUGAGUGGAUGAGAAAGAUGUAUUAUGAAGGAAGUUUACGCGCCCGGACUACAGAACCCAGCACAGCCGUUCUGGUCCAGCGAGCCACUGAGGGAGUCCUCCAGUCUGUGGAGCAGCGCGGUCCUCGAGCUGUCCUGGACUGGGAGGUGGACGAACUGCUCAACUGGACUAAUGCCCUGAACUAUGAGGAGUAUAUUAACAGCUGGAAGGCAAUAGGAACAAGUAAAUCGUCCUGCGCCUUCACAGGAACAACGCUUGUCCGCUCUCCAUACGAUCUGUACGAGUUCUCACAGCUCUCCUCGCUGAACUCCUUGUCACUGACCACCAGUGAAGAAGAGGCAGAAUGACAUCGGGGAUCCUGAAUGUGA